Messenger RNA from Physella acuta, 752 nucleotides. RefSeq lists its product as uncharacterized. NCBI's taxonomy places the organism in Eukaryota, Metazoa, Mollusca, Gastropoda, Physidae. The record is from RefSeq and is a predicted model, not a curated record. Gene Ontology annotation, molecular function: calcium ion binding.
UUGAGUUUUUUAAGUGUUUUUAUUUUAAUCUGUUGGAUAAGGGUCUGAAAAAACAAUUUUCCUUCACAAAUAUUCAUCACACUAAUUAUUCUAUUUACAUAUACGCCUACGUGAAACACAAUUACCGUUUUGGAUAGUGUGACUGCUACUUACAGCAGUAUAUAGAUCUAAUAAUUUUCAUCAGACAAACUAUUAGGAAAGCUACAAUUCCUCGGACGUAGAACACGAUUGGACACCUCGAGUGAGUACUGUAUACACCAACAUGUCUCCCCUGUGGGUACUGCUUCUACUGCCAACCUUGACCUACGCUGGGGUCACAGAGGACGCGACCCGUUUGUUCCAGUCGUUCGACACCAACGGAGACGGUAAACUGGAACCGGAGGAGUUUUUUGUUUACAUGCGGGCUUUCGAUAUCGACCAUGAUGGAGGCAUGUCCCUAGCCGAGAAACAAAAUAUGAUCAACUCUUUUGUUCCUGCCCUGGUCAAGUACGUGGCCCCCCGUUUCAAUGAGGUUGACCUGAACAAGGACGGCAAGCAUGACGAAGCAGAGAUGUACCAGACGCUUCUAUUCAUGGACACCGACAAGAGCGGCUUUGUUGACAGGCCGGAGUUUGUCAAAUUUAUCGAAUAUAUCUCAAGUUACAAGAUCUAGAUCUUCUUAGUUCCUGAUAAUAGCAAUGAUAACCCUCUACUAUAAAAAAAUAUAAAUUUUGAAUGUGAAAAUAAAGCUUCUUAAAAGCACUUAUUUUUUA